GGAAUCUCACGAGCCACUUGAUUGGUUCACUAAUCUAUGGUGAACCCAAGGACACCUGAACACAACCCCAUUGAUAUCUACUACUCCUAUGAGAAUCGAGAGGUGAAAGAAUGGUGUCAGAAGACUGUCAGUAGUAAGUGUUGAAAAAGCGCACAUACUCCCCACGCAGUAGAAAACGGGAGGAGAGAGAGAGAGAGAGAGAGAGAGAGAGAGAGAGAGAGAAAUUCUUCACUUCAUCAGAUCAACAGUUCUACCCUGAGCCUGAUCCAUCUAACCCUAUUUGUGAAAUUGAGGCUUUCACGGUUGAAGACUAGCAUAAUGCACGAACCCUUUGCUCGAAUUCCUUUCGAAAGUAUUCCAGGAAGACAAGUGCUUGGAUAGGAUUGAAUGCCCAGUGAAUUUUAUGGAAGAUAGUCGUUAUUAGCAUCUGGUGAUACUCAUUUAAUAUGGCGUCUGCCAGCUUAGGGCAUGGAGGAAUUGGCAGUUCAAGGACUGUUAAUGGCUUCAAGGGGUCAUCUAGUUCAAUUGAUUGGCUGGGCAGAGAGAUGCUUGAAAUGAAAUUAAGGGACAAGGUAGACCAUGAUGAUGACAGAGAUAGUGAACCAGAUAUAAUUGAUGGUGUGGGUGCUGAAGCAGGACAUAUAAUAAGAACGACUAUUGGUGGUCGUAAUGGUCAAUCUAAGCAGGCCGUUAGUUACAUAGCAGAGCAUGUGGUUGGAACUGGUUCAUUUGGUGUUGUUGUCCAAGCAAAGUGCAGAGAAACAGGGGAGAUUGUUGCUAUCAAGAAGGUUCUCCAAGACAAGCGCUACAAGAAUAGGGAGUUACAGAUUAUGCAAAUGUUGGAUCAUCCUAAUGUUGUUGCCCUUAAGCAUUGUUUCUUCUCAACAACCGACAAGGAGGAGCUCUACCUCAAUCUUGUACUUGAAUUUGUUCCUGAAACUGUUAACCGUAUUGCAAGACAGUACAGCAGGGUCAACCAGCGAAUGCCCUUGUUAUAUGUCAAACUCUAUACCUACCAGAUAUGCAGAGCUCUUGCUUAUAUCCACAAUUGUAUUGGUCUUUGUCACCGUGAUAUCAAGCCCCAGAAUUUGCUUGUGAAUCCACACACGCAUCAGCUGAAACUCUGCGAUUUUGGAAGUGCAAAAGUUUUGGUGAAAGGAGAACCUAAUGUUUCUUACAUCUGUUCAAGAUACUACCGUGCUCCAGAACUCAUAUUUGGUGCAACCGAGUACACAACUGCUAUAGAUAUAUGGUCUACUGGUUGUGUAAUGGCUGAAUUACUUCUUGGCCAGCCUUUGUUUCCUGGAGAGAGUGGAGUUGAUCAAUUGGUUGAGAUUAUCAAGGUUUUGGGAACACCUACCAGGGAGGAGAUAAAAUGCAUGAACCCAAACUAUACUGAAUUUAAGUUCCCACAGAUAAAGCCUCAUCCAUGGCACAAGUUCUUUUUCGUGUUCCAGGUCUUCCAGAAACGUUUGCCUCCAGAAGCUGUCGACCUAGUGUGUAGGUUUUUCCAGUACUCCCCUAAUUUGCGAUGCACGGCUUUGGAAGCUUGUAUUCACCCUUUCUUUGAUGAGUUAAGAGACCCCAGCACUCGCCUUCCUAAUGGCCGCCCACUUCCUCCGCUCUUUAAUUUCAAACCCCAAGAGCUUUCUGCGAUUCCACCCGAUGUUGUCCACCGCCUAGUACCGGACCAUGCUCGAAAGCAGAAUUUGUUCAUGGCUCUGAGCUCAUAGUCGAUGUUCAGAAGUUUGUGUCUUUUUAAGUCACCUCUGCAGCAACUGUUUGAUCCCAUAUAAACAGAUGUAAAAUUCUUUGCCCUAUGUAUUUGUAGAUCAUUUGCCGUCUGAGUGACAGGUGCAGUUUCUUGGGAACUCGCUUGAGAUAUGGAACUUUCGAGGAUAUAGAAUUCUCAGGAGAAUUUGGGAGAGGUGAGAGGCAGCUUUGAGUCUGAUUUUCAUUUUUUUUUUUUUUUUAAAUCUUUUUGUUAUUUUGGUUUGAGUGCAAUGCAUCGUGUGCAUAGAUUAUAAGGACCUUUGUUGUAAGGGGAUGUAAUGAUAAAGGUUAAAUGCCGAACUAGCGUAUGAUACUGAUUUGUUUGUUUUUCUACUGCGAUAAACCAUUUUUCA
Messenger RNA from Rhododendron vialii, 2126 nucleotides. Its product is annotated as shaggy-related protein kinase kappa. Gene Ontology annotation, molecular function: ATP binding; protein serine/threonine kinase activity. The transcript has 13 exons. NCBI's taxonomy places the organism in Eukaryota, Viridiplantae, Streptophyta, Magnoliopsida, Ericales, Ericaceae. Gene Ontology annotation, cellular component: cytoplasm. Gene Ontology annotation, biological process: protein phosphorylation; signal transduction. Bases 447 to 1733 code for a protein of 428 amino acids. The record is from RefSeq and is a predicted model, not a curated record.